GCCGCCAAAACAUUAAAUAAUUCAACAGUGGAGAUUUUUAGAAACUACAUCUUUAAAUAUGUUCAAAAGCAAUCAGGUUUUUCUAGCCAGCUAUUUCAAUUUAUUUCGUUCCUGUCACUGUGUAACUAAUAUUAACAAUAUCGGUGGAAAGACCAAUUUGAUGCAAACUUCUAAGAUGUUCUCGACCGCAGCUGAUUUUUUAAAAAUAGGUUUGUUAUCGUUAUCAGCACCAAGAUGUUCUUCUCUUUGUUUCCACGGACUAAAAGAACGUAAUGGCAAGGGCUGCUGGAAAAGAUCGAGUUCAAACUCUUCGUACAUCACACCCAGCGGGGUUAGUUUUCAUUUUGAUACUCACAGGCUGGUCAGAAGACUCCAGGAGAAUGGAUUUACAGAAGCACAAGCUGAGAGCUUGACAACAUCUUUGGUAGAUAUAAUCACAUCAAGUGUUCUUAGUGUAACAAAUAGCACUGUGUCAAAAAUUGAUCAGGAAAGGCUUGAAGUGAAAUUUAAAGGCCUAGUUGAUUCAGUCAGAAAUGAAAUGUUCCUUCUCGAACAAGGAAAAUUUGCUCGUAUUCAAGAGGAAAACCAGAAACUAAGAGACGAAGUUAAAUCCCUCAAAGGAAUUUUACAGGACGAGGUGGCAAAACUCCGAGGCGGAAUGGCACUAGAUUUCAGCCUGGAAAAGAGUCGUAUCAAAGAAGAGCUUGCACAACGAGACCAGAAAAUUAAGGACACAGAAAACAGAAUAGAAACUGAGGUAGCCAAACUGGGGACACAACUUGAAUCUCAGAAGCUGGAUUUAAUCAAGUACAUUGUCGGAAGUUUACUGUCUUGUGUGACGCUUUUCCUAGCUGUCUGGCGAUUUGUGAAGACGUAAAAGAAUUAUCCAAAAAAAAUCAUUCUACGAUAGCUUUUUAUUUUGGGCUUAAAUUUCGCGUAGUUCGCGGGCGAGUUACCGCAACCGUGGACGUUUUCGUCGAAAGAUUCAGAUUAAAGGAGCUAUCUUUGACUUCCAGGAUUGAUCAUUAUGCCAGCUCUCCUUACAAUUUUUAAAACACUGUCAAGUACACACUUCAUGAGAAUCAAGAAAUUCAUCAAUCGGGUGACACUUUGGUGAUCGAACCUCAAAUUCUUCAGACGAGUUAACAGAAAAAUAUAUCAUUUUCAGCUGAAAGAAUGGGUCUGUAAAUCCAAGGAGGAAAAAGGUUAAAAUAAUGUAUAUACCUCUGCGCGGAAUACUAUAACAGCUAUUCCACUCCUCCUAGAGAUUAUAGACUAUUAUCUCUUCACUCUUCUAACAAUUACCGAAAUUUAUGAAAAUUCCGAGUUCUAGAGAUAUUUGUGUCGUCUAACUUUCACCAUGUAUCAUGAUGAAACUGCAGAAGUGGCGUUUUUUGCCGAAUAAACCCUAUUCCAUUUUUUAGGGGGAAAAAACUAUCUAUUGCAGCCUUUGAUACAAAACAUCUUGCCAAUCCAAAAACUGCCCUUUUCGGUCCUUUUAUAACAAUGAUCCUCGAUAAUACUGCGAGAUUAGGGUCCCUAUUCUGUCUAUACUGGCAGUCUAUUUAUAAAGGAUAUUACAGACAACCGUGCUUGUUAAGAUUUACUUUGAUAUCAGAAGGUAUAAGGUAUAAGAAAUUAAAGAUUUUUAUUUGCCUCCAA
This is a messenger RNA of Pocillopora verrucosa, 1662 nucleotides long. RefSeq names its product mitochondrial calcium uniporter regulator 1-like. The record is from RefSeq and is a predicted model, not a curated record. Gene Ontology annotation, cellular component: mitochondrion. NCBI's taxonomy places the organism in Eukaryota, Metazoa, Cnidaria, Anthozoa, Scleractinia, Pocilloporidae.